Molecule: messenger RNA, 315 nt
Organism: Cyphellophora attinorum
Lineage: Eukaryota; Fungi; Ascomycota; Eurotiomycetes; Chaetothyriales; Cyphellophoraceae
Exons: 2
Coding region: 1-315 (104 amino acids)
Source: RefSeq, a predicted model, not a curated record
AUGUUCAUGAAACAGUACAACUACAAGCCCCGCUCAAACAGCACCUCGUCCCAGGGCUCCCAGUCAGGUUCCCCACCCAAGGAGGAAUCCAAGCCCGCCACCCAGAAGCCUGCUAGUGUGUCCGAGGCUGCUGGUGCCGUCAGCGCUGGGAUUGCCGGGCGGAGACGUUCAUCGGCAGCCGGCGCAGAGAAAUUUGCAGGCUUAAACGCCUACAAGCGCAAUAGUCAGGACGAGAAGAGAGCAGGAUAUCAUGAGCAGAAGGUUGGAGGUGGCGGAAUCUUGGGUGGCAUGUGGCAUGACUUUACGAAGAAGUGA